Molecule: messenger RNA, 3201 nt
Organism: Bradysia coprophila
Lineage: Eukaryota; Metazoa; Arthropoda; Insecta; Diptera; Sciaridae
Molecular function (GO): iron ion binding; heme binding; monooxygenase activity
Source: RefSeq, a predicted model, not a curated record
UUUACGUACAACUGUUAGUCGAUACGGUCGCGUCUCUUGCAAGGAACAAUGUUAACUUUAGUAUUAUUCGCUGUAGCAAUCAGUUUGUUGUCAUUGAUUUACUACUGGGCGUAUGAAAAACAAAACUAUUGGAAAGUGCGUAGCAUACCGCACAUCAGGUCACCACUUUUGUUGGGACAUUUCUACAAAACUGUCCUACUGAAAGAGAGCAACAUAAGUGCGUUGAGUUAUUUAUACAACCAUCCAGAUGCUAAUGGCAAACCAUUCGUUGGCAUCAAUGUUUUCCAUAAGCCGACAGUUCUGGUUCGCGAUCCAGACCUGAUCAAACGGAUUUUAAUCACAGAUUUCCAACAUUUUCCGAAUCAUCAUACCGGCGCUGAUCCAGUACACGAUCCGAUUGGCGGUCAAAAUUUAUUUCAAAUAAAAACUCCGCAUUGGAGGGAGCUGCGCGUUAAACUAUCACCGACAUUUUCGAGUGGGAAGAUGAAGCAAAUGUUCUACAUGGUGGAGAAUGUUGGAAAUAUCCUCGGCGAGACCGUUGAUGAAUUGGUGAAAGGCUGUACACCUGAUGUAGAGAUGCGUUCUUUAUUUGCAAGAUUUACUAUCGAUUCCAUAUCGAUUGUCGCUUUUGGAACGGAGUCCGGUUGUCUGAAAAACCCGCAAACAUCUGAGUUCUUCCGAAUGGCACAGAUUUCAUUUCAAAAUCGAUACGUGGAUAAAGUGGCGGGCCAGCUACUAUUUUUCUUGUCCAAUUUCAUCAAAGUCUUGAGAGUGAAGACGUUCCAUCCGGUGUUCGAAGCAUUUUUACGACGUUUGUACGAUGAAGUGAUGAUCGACAGAAUGAAAAGUGGUGAAACUCGAAACGAUUUGAUUGAUACAUUGAUUGCGCUGAAACAGGCCAAAGUUGGCAAAGGAGAACUGGUAAUGUCCAAUGACAUUCUUGUUGCACAAGCGGCUGUUUUCUUAGUUGCCGGUUUCGAGACCUCGUCGUCGACGCUCGAAUUUUUCUUUUACUUAAUCGCAAAACAUCCAAACAUUCAAACUAAAAUUCGUCAAGAGAUACUCGAAGCUUUGGCGAAGCAUGGAAAGAUGAAUUAUGAACUGAUUGCGAGUGACUUGCCUUAUUUAACUGCAGCUCUGAAAGAAACGUUAAGGCUGUAUCCAAUUCUACCAUUCCUUGACAGAGAGUGCGAUGCUAUGGAGGGCUAUUCGAUGGAACCGUACAGUUCAUUUAAAAUUCCACGAGGAAUGCCAGUCUAUAUACCAAUUUAUAGUUUACAACGAGAUCCGGAGUACUUCCCAGACCCCGACCAUUUCAUUCCAGAACGAUUUUAUUCAAAUAAUGGAACAACAAAUGAAUUUCUGUGGUUACCGUUCUCUAAUGGACCAAGGAAUUGUAUCGGUGAACGUUUCGCGAUGAUGCAAAUGAAGAUCGCUAUUGUGAGUCUCUUAAAAUCGUUUUCCGUUGAACUCACAAAGGGUUCACCGAAAAACAUUGAGCUCGACAAAGAGGGAGCUUUCCUACAUUCUAAGCAACCGAUAACGCUGAAAUUCGUUGCUGCUUCGUAAUUCGUUGGCAGCCGUUUAACGAUCGAAAAAGAUUUGAAAACUCUAUUUGCGCUUGUAAUUUUCUAAUCGGAAUUGAUUUUUCAUCUACUAAUAAAGGACUGGUCUCUUAUACAUCUUACUCGCUGCUCAUGAUCAAAACACUGUGGUAAACUCAAAAGGAGAUACAUCUGAAGCAGCUAAAGCUGCUUAACCAUCCUCCUAGGUUUCCUUCAUGGGACAGAUAAAUUGCUUUUGAAAACAUUUAUACAGACUACAGGAUAUUCUUGUACUACUGACUCAGUGCAAAAACUUCAGUCUGUAUAAUCUGCUGGAAUCAAAGAUUGCGUUUGAACAUUUAUUCAAAAUUAAUCCUCCUAAUCUAUAUGUAAUCUAUAAUUUUUGUAUAUGAUCUUUAAUAAUUUUACAUAAUGACAAAUUUAUUCUAUCAUCCCGACGACGAUCAUCUCGGUAGGUGAAUUAUUUGUAUUAGAAUGAGCAAUUAUACCCUCUCCAUAAUUUACGCCUCUAACGACUUUUCACAUCAUGACUCCGCUGAACAUUCAAAAUAAUACGAAAAUGGACAAACAAUCACGAAGAUUUUAACUCUUUCUUCGAAAGAAGUUUUACAAUAAUAGCCGAAGCGCAUCGGUACUACCUUGGAUUAGCCUAUUUAAAUUUUCAAUGAAUAACGGGAAACGUUUAUUUGAUAAUCAUUUAUUUAAGAUCCGUUCGAAAGUCGCAAAAGAUUUUAAAGGCGUAAAAUAAAAUAAAAUCGGUGAAACCGUUUCACUGUAACAAUUUGUAAAAGGAUGAAUUCACAUUAACCAAAGAAAAUGUUUCACUUUGCCAUUUCUUAAAAGUAUAAAAUAGAUAGCGCAAAAAACAAUCAUAAUGGUCACAACAAUCCCACGACAUCGAUCACAUCGAUGUUCAGCAAAUUACCGAAAAAUUUGAUAUUUUUUACAUAUGAAAGUUUGCAAUGUUCGAAAAAUGUAAAUAGUGCGUACAACAGUUGUUACUGCAAUUUAAAUUUAUUUAUUCAGUGACAAAAUAAAACAAUCAGUUUCCCUUGGCAUGUGAAGUUAUGAACAUGAACUUUUAAAAAUUUUAGCGCUCACAAAAAGCGUACCAUUUUUGACACCUUUUGAUCUAGUACGUUUAGCACUACCAUUUUGACGUACAUUAUAUCAAUCAGAUUGUUGAUGUUUACAAACCACAAAAUGGUUCUUUGAUGCAAUUGGAGUUUUGUAAAAGUUGAAUCGAAACUCAAAUAUUUUAAUAUGAAAUGUUUAGUGUUUGAUGACCAAAUGUUGUACAGUCGAUAGGCCUUAUCUUUUCGCAGGUAAUUUAAUUCAUAAACACGCACUGAUCCAAAUUUUUAUUUUCGAAAAAUUGUUUUAGGAAAAUGAUCCAGCAUCAACCGCUUACAUUAGAUUAGAUUAUUGCCGGUCCGAGCUUAAGAAAACAGAUUCUUUUUCUUCGACUCGAUGCGUUAUAUUGUCUACGUAAACACGAAAUUCAAGCGAUACAAAGACCUCAACUUUAAAAUGACAUUUUGAAACCGCACCUUGAGGCUCUUGGAACAUCGAGUGACCAAAAAUCUCAAAUCGGUCCACUGACCUCGGACAUAAAAAUUUUGUUCUAGGACCCCCC